AUGCAGAAACAACCUAUAUUGCCUAUCAAUACUCCGAGAGAUGCCACAUAUUAGAUUUAAUAUUAGUCAACAUUCAAGAAAUAGAAUGAUGCGACUACUCCAACUUUAAAUGGAAAUAAUAAAAAAACUGAAAUUCCAAGAGCACCAUCAGCUAUGAAUAAUAAAUUAUAUGCUGAAUAAACUAUGUUGAAAACUAAAUAAUAUUAACCAGAUCAAUAGUAUUUAAACUCCAAUAAAGUAGUCAUUAAAAAUAAAGUUCAUAGGGCAGUCUUUCUAAUUGUAACAGCAAUAAAUCUAGGAGUUCUAAAAACUCAACUGGUUUUGAGUAAGUUGCAAACAUAUUUAGUGAAACAGCAUAAUAGAAUUAAUCAUCUAAUCUACGUAUCUCCCAUUUCCAUACAAAUACAGCUCCUGUUAAUAUGUAUGAAUAAAAAUUUAAUGAUGAAAUGUUCCUCAUUAAAGAUCAAGACACAGGUUUCAAAUUUACUUAUUACUACAGGAACUAUUUACGAUAUUAGAUAAGUUGAGAAGAUUCAAGUUAAUAAAGAAUACAUGGCCAAAUUAAAAAAAAGACAUAAAUCUGCAUGGCAAGGUUGGUGGUAAUAAAAAAGGGAAAACAAUCAUUAUCUAAUUCUAAAUGCCAAAUAGAACAAUAUCAAAGAAGUUGAAAAAUUGUUAGAGAUUCCAACUAAAGAUUUAAAACCUGAAAUUAAUGUUAAAGAUGAUAACGGUAUUAAUUUUAUACAUACAUAGGAUUUGCUUCUAUUCAUUAUAGUUGUCUAAAUUAAAAUUAUGAUUUAUCACUCUUACUUCUUAAAAAUGAAGCUGAUUGUGAUUCAAUAAAUGCUUAAGGACAAACUCCUUUAAUUAUAUGUGCUCAAAAUGGCUGUGAUUCUAUUGCCACUCUAUUAUUAACUAUAGGAUCAGAUAUUAAUCAUAUAGAUAAUAAUUCAAAUACAGCAUUACAUUAUGCUUGUUUAUUUUGUAUAUAACAAAUUAUUUAUUUUCUAUUUAGAACAUAUUAGAAUUGCUGAAAUUCUAUUAGCAAGGCCCUCCUUACAGUUAAAUCUAAAAAACUUAGAUAAUAAGUCUCCUGUUGAACUCAUUUAAAACAACAACACUCUUAAAAAUCUUAUUGAAAAACAUUAUAGGGUAUUUAAUUAUUUAAGUUCAUUUCCAGAUGAAAAAGGAGUCAUUCAAUUAAUGCCAUAAAGUUUAAAUCUAUGAUGAUUCUAAAGAAUAACAAAAAGUCAAUUCUCCUACCAGUAAAUAAUAAUAUUAUCUCACAAAUCAAUACUAAUAAUCAUCUAAAUGUUACUCCCCUUAUUAAACAGAUAAUUAAUUCUCUACAUCUAAUCGUACCACCCUUAAUCAAGUUGUAAUUCAACAUUAAAUAUUAGUCUUAAUUAAAUGAUAGUGAAAUGAUUGGCCCUUCCAAUAUUAGAAUUAUAUUAUAAAUUGGUAAAGGUUCUUUUGGAGAUGUUUAUUUAGUUGAGAGAAGAAAUUAAACUAAAACUGGAUAAGGAUAAAAAUAUGCUAUGAAAGUUUUGCCGAAAAGUAAAUUUUUGGGACAUAAUUUAAUCAGAUAUGCUAUGGCUGAAAGGAAUAUCUUAUCUUAUUUAAAUCAUCCCUACAUUGUUAAAUUAAGAUUUGCAUUUUAAACAAAUACUCAUCUCUGUUUAUUAAUGGAUUUCUGUCCAGGUGGAGAUUUAUCUAAAAUUAUUUAAAAUUAAAAGCGAAUCCCUGAAUAAGCUGCUAAAUUAUAUAUUGCAGAAAUCCUCACUGCCCUUGAACAUUUACAUAAGAAUGAUAUUAUAUAUAGAGAUUUAAAACCAGAAAAUAUUGUAAUAGAUUCCUAAGGUCAUGCUAUGUUGACAGACUUUGGUUUAUCAAAAGAAGGAGUCAGAGAUAAUUAUGGAGCAAAAAGUUUUUGUGGAUCCAUGGCAUAUUUAGCUCCAGAAAUGUUAAAAAGAGUUGGACAUGGAAGAGCUGUUGAUUGGUAUCAUUUAGGUAUUUCAUAAAUUUAUUAUUUUAUAGGAAUUUUAUUAUAUGAAAUGAUUAGUGGAAAACCUCCUUAUUUUUCACCUAAUAGAGAUGAAAUGCUUAAUAAUAUUGAAUGCAAUAAAAUUUCAUUCCCAGAUAAUAUUUCCAAAGAAUGCAAAUCAAUUAUAUAAUUACUUUUAGAAAAGAAUCCUAUGACUAGAUUAGGUGCAUCAUCAAGAGAUGCUGACGAAAUCAAAGAUCAUUCCUUUUUUAAGUAAAUUAAUUGGGAUGAUCUAUUAAAAAAGUAUAUUUUAUAUCCCUAUAUUUAAAUAGAAAAUAUAAACCUCCUUAACCAAUUAUUAAUUAGGAAAUUUUAAAUUAAAAAUUUGAUAUCCCAUUCGAUUUUAUAUUAUCGGCUGAUAAAUCAAGUUCUAUUAAUUACAUCAAUGGAUGGUCAUUUAUUAAUAAUGAUUUCAGCUAAUUUUGA
Paramecium sonneborni is the source of this 2470-nucleotide messenger RNA. The record is from the annotation of a GenBank genome assembly. Lineage: Eukaryota; Ciliophora; Oligohymenophorea; Peniculida; Parameciidae.